This is a messenger RNA of Lutzomyia longipalpis, 1750 nucleotides long. Its product is annotated as serine protease gd-like. Gene Ontology annotation, molecular function: serine-type endopeptidase activity. The coding region runs from base 143 to 1486 and encodes 447 amino acids. Gene Ontology annotation, biological process: proteolysis. The record is from RefSeq and is a predicted model, not a curated record. NCBI's taxonomy places the organism in Eukaryota, Metazoa, Arthropoda, Insecta, Diptera, Psychodidae. The transcript is spliced from 3 exons.
GCAUUCCUCUUUGGCGAGGAGACAAUCAGUUGCAUUUUGCACUCCUUCUCAUCCGGUGCACUGAUCCUUUCAUUCCCUGCCAAAGCAUUCAUCUUCUUCAUUUUUUGUUAAAGUUCCUUUCGUUAAAAAUAUUUCCGUGUGAAUGAAUCCUCUGCCGUACCUCGUAAUCUCCCUCGCGGUGUCCUGUUUUGCUGUCCUCCACUUCAGUAGUCCCAUAUGUCCGGGAACAGUUGAAAAUAUCUACGUAGACUCAACAGUGGGAUGGAUGGGAUUUGGUUUUGCUUGGACAACAUGGUCCCAAUAUCUACACAACAUCACAAUUGCAGUUAAUUUGGCUACUGUUGAACUAGAAGAAAAUACCACCUUUCUCGGUUCCAUAAGGAUGCUUCACUUCCACAAACUCCGCUCAACAGAAGACAAAACUCGAUGGAAUAUUAAUUUUGAAAUAAAAUUCCCAAUUCAAGAUCCCCUGCCAGACAUCACAGCUCUUAUACUUAAUGGUGAUUACAUAUGUGCGACUAAAGAAAAUGCAUACAACAGCUCUAAACCCGUUAAGAUAAAGGUCUUCAUGGAAUACAAUCAUUUUACAAAGUAUCAGACAUCCAGUGCAAAAAUUGUUGCAAUACACACCCCAAAACCAACAACAGCUCUUGAUCAGAGAUUUCCGGUAGUCGAUGAUGUGGAAUGCGGUACAAUUGAUUAUGCGAACAUCUUCCAAUCUCUCGUACUCCAUGGGCAGACCAUUACAAGAGGCAGCUGGCCGUGGCUUGUAUCAAUCUUCUCCUACACUGGCCCACGUUUGGGCUUUCAAUGCGGAGCUACGCUUAUUUCCAACAAAGUCGUCAUAACGGCUGCUCAUUGCUUCUUCGAUCGCUACAACCGACAAUUACCCACUGAGGAUGUCCUCCUCAUUCUUGGUCAGCACAAUCUUAAGCGCCCCCACGAUCAGGGCACGCAGAUUGUCUACCCGCACAGCAUAAACAUUCACAAGAACUAUCGGAAACGCAACACGAUCGAUUCGGACAUUGCUGUGGUGGUUCUAGCGGAGGUAGUGCGCUUCACAACCUUCAUCCGUCCAGCUUGCCUGUGGAAGGGAUCUGAGAGUAAGGAUAGCCUUGUGGGACUGAACGGUGUGACAGCUGGAUGGGGUCGUGAUGAGCAUGGGAAUUUCUUUACGGAACUCCCGAAGAAGGCAGAGAUCCCCGUGGUUUCCGACGAAACAUGCCUCCGUUCGCACGAUGCCUUCACAAAGAUCACAUCCGAAGUGACUUUCUGUGCAGGAUGGCGCAAUGGGACAGACGGCCCAUGCAAUGGGGAUUCCGGCGGAGGACUCAUGUUUGAACGGGAGGGACGAUGGACCCUCAGAGGUGUUGUGUCAACAUCCCUCACAGACAGACAAUCCAAUCUAUGUGAUCUCAAGGAGUACGUUGUCUUUACGGACGUUGUGAGUUUUGUCGUUUGGAUUGAAACAUUCUUAGUGGAAUAACGCAUACAAAAUGCCUUCCCCAAUAUGACUGAAAAGGCAUUAAUAACUUUAAAAAAAAAAAGAAUAAAUCAAGAGAAAAAAAACUCAUUUUUCAUCUCAUUUCCUAAAUUUUAUUCACUGGUUUUGGAUGUGUUUCGUCUCUCACACAUUCCGCGAAAGUCCUUCAACUUUUUUUCAUUCCUCUUAAAAAUUCUAUUAUGUUGAUCGUAUUUAGGUUAAAUUAAUUUAUAAAUUAAUUUAGGAAAUAAAAAUGUGUGUCCUUCA